Molecule: messenger RNA, 633 nt
Organism: Tetrahymena thermophila SB210
Lineage: Eukaryota; Ciliophora; Oligohymenophorea; Hymenostomatida; Tetrahymenidae
Product: ADP-ribosylation factor(Arf)/Arf-like (Arl) small GTPase family protein
Exons: 1
Biological process (GO): intracellular protein transport; vesicle-mediated transport
Cellular component (GO): cytoplasm
Molecular function (GO): GTP binding; GTPase activity
Source: RefSeq, a predicted model, not a curated record
AUGGGUUGUUUGUUUGGUAGAGGUAAAAAGUUAAAAGAUGGUAUUGAUUAAAUAGCAGAUAAUAGUAAUGGAGUUAAAAGAAAAAUAGUUAUGAUAGGACUUGAUGGAGCAGGGAAAACCUCAAUCUUAAAUUAGUUAAAAGUCAAAAAAUUUAUGGAAACUGUUCCAACAAUUGGAUUAAAUAUUGAAACAAUAUAAUAUAAGAAUUUAGAAUUCCUGGUUUUUGAUGUAGGAGGUAAGGUCAGGUCUUUGUGGAGUCACUAUUACGAUAAUUUAGAUGCAAUAAUUUUUGUAGUAGAUUCAACUGAUAAAGAAAGACUAUGGCAAGUUAAGGAUGAAUUCCGUAAAUUAAGUUCAGAACUGAGUUUCUAAAAUGCAGUUGUAUUGGCUCUGUUUAAUAAAUAAGAUCUUCCUGAGUGUGUUGAAUUUAAAGCCCUUGUGGAAGAAACUGGAGUAGACAAUAUGAAUGAAAACGAUAUUAUAAUCUAAAAAUGUUCUGCAAAGACAGGAGAUGGACUUAUGGAUGGAAUGGAAAAAUUAGUCAGCUACUUUUUAAAUAAUGAUAAAAAUAGUUCAAAUAAAUAAAAUUAAUUAUCUAAAAAUGGAUAAACAAAAUCUGCCCUAGUGAGCUGA